AAGCAUCUAAAGCACCAACAUGAGGGUUUGUAGAGCGCCAGUGGUACUCAAAGCAUGCAAAGCAGUUGCAGUGAACGGUCCGGUUCCAGCAUUUGGCUCUCAGCUCAUCUCUGGAUUCCCCAACCUCCGCUUUCGAAGCUGUGGGGAGCAAUGCUGCGCUUGGCAGUGGUGCUUCUCGGCAUGAUGGUGGGCUGGGGCUCAGAACUUUGUCUCAAUGACGGCGUGCCAGAAAGCCAGCGAGAGUACAUCCAGGAUGAUGCCGGCAACAACAUUCACAUCGGAGUGUUCGAAAUGGCUUGGGCAUCGUCCGCUCUUCUCAGCCAGAUGACAGCGCUGAUGAUCCGCGAGGUGCUUGGUUUCCAUGCUGAGGUCGAUCCUACAGUGGGUGGGAAUGGAGCUUCUCCAGUCUUCGCUUUGGCAGGAUGUACCGACUUCAACGACAAAGACAACAGGGUCUGCGGCGUCCAAGAAACGACGAUCCAUGUGAGCGUGGACUCUUGGAUUGGAAGCUAUGCUUCCACUCAGAAUCAGUUCGCCAAGGAGUAUCCAAGACUUGCGGCGGAGGAUUUAGGAAGCAUGGGGUAUGCAGGAGAAGAAUCCAUGUAUGUAAGCCGAGCGAUUCUCCAAGCUGCCUACAGCGAAUCGGGUCUCGCCCUGGAUUUCUACAAGAGCUACAACACGACGCAUCAUGAUCCGAAGAAAUACUUCGACUCCAUUCAUGGUGUGGACCUGUCAGAAUUGGCCAAGUGCAAUGAGACGGAUAUGAGCAAUCCGAGUCGAAUGGGAGACUAUGCCCGAUAUUCAGGUGACUAUGACGGGGUUGUAAACCAAACAGAUGGUUCAUUUGCUGCUAAGUGUGAUGCAAACAACCGCUGGUGGUUUGCUCCCGCAUGUCGUCACAAUUCCUCAGCAUGUAUCCCUGUCUUCACGGCCGGGACCGGUUGGAAGGUGCAGGCCAUGAUGCAGUGGUCAACUGCAUAUGGAAUUCCAGCUGCCAUUGCAGUCUCGGGCGGGUGGUCUUUGUUCGUGAAGCACGUGCAGACUUUCCGAGCUCUUCACUACUGGUGGGUUCCAGAUUCGACCUUCAUCGACAUGUUGCCCGAGCAGUUGAUUUUUGCCCGGCACAGUGCCAACGAAUGGCUCGCUGGAGACAAGAAGACCGGAGGCCUUGGAAGCUAUGUGUCCAAGAUGGUGAGCAACAACUUACGGUCCAAGGCUGGCAGAGUGCGAGAGUUCGUCUCCAACAUGAAUUUCGAGCUACCAGAAAUCCAAAAUCUUCUUUUGGAGUACAAGGAGUCUGGGUCAGCCCUCAAUGUUUCUUGCAAGUGGAUGCAAGACAAUCGAGCCAG
Messenger RNA from Durusdinium trenchii, 1349 nucleotides. Lineage: Eukaryota; Dinophyceae; Suessiales; Symbiodiniaceae. The record is from the annotation of a GenBank genome assembly.